Messenger RNA from Paraglomus brasilianum, 408 nucleotides. Lineage: Eukaryota; Fungi; Glomeromycota; Glomeromycetes; Paraglomerales; Paraglomeraceae. The record is from the annotation of a GenBank genome assembly.
AUGGAGGGAAUGACACCGCCUAACAGCAAUUCUCAAACAUCCAACGAAAGUCAACCGACAUAUUCCGUUAAUUCUCUUCCUUCGGAAGUCCCCUUCUGUCAAUAUAAGUCAUUAUAUUGGUCUCCUCAACUCACUCGUCAGUCUAUGUAUUGUACACCCUGUUGCGACGACGAAGAUGAUUCGUAUCAUGUCAACGAAUCUGACGAAAUGUUUUACACAAAUUAUCUGACAAAAAUAAACACAAAUGUAAGAACGGAUAACGAAGUAGUCCGUCAGCCAUCAAACAACAAGAUAGCUGAUGAACGUCGCAGACGAAAAAAGAGUGUGUUUGCUUCAAGAUUACGGCUAACAUCGAUUAUACUGAUGUCAAUUGGCUUUGGAAAAUCCUCACUCUUUAUAGUGCCGUAG